UCCUUUCUGUGACAUUCGUGGUGAAACUGUUGUGGGGUUUGAACUGAUGAGAGCUGAACAGCAGUAGUAAUGUGCUUCCUUGCAUUUUGCUAUGCCUGUUUGGCUGAAUAAGGGAUAGCUAUAUACUAAAGUAUGAGGAGAAGUGUGGGAGUGUAAGUCCUUGAUGCUGUUGACUUCAAAGUGUUGCUGACACAGAUGUCAUUUCCGGUAAAGGUGGAUAGUAUUGCUCAUGUGGCUGUGCAGCUUUUUAAUAGCAUUGUACAAGUCUGAUUGAAGUCAAUGAAAAGACUCCCACUGACUCCAGUGAUAGCUGUCUCAGGCCUUAAAUGAAGCCUCCCUGUGGGUAGUUAUUGGCAGUUGUUCUUCUGCUUCUGAAGUCCCUCUUAUGCAGAAUACCAUAGGGCAUUAUUUUGCCAUCCUUUGUGUUGAAUGUAUAUGAAGCAAUUAGAAGUCCUGUUUAGCUCUCCUCAGCUUGAAAUGGUGCUACAGUAAUAUAAAUAAUAAUUAAUUAAUAAAUGGUGAAGAAUACUCAUGGCCCCAAAAGUGCCUCUGCCAUCGUGUUUCCCCACUAAAGAAAACAUUAAUGACUUAGCAGACACACCAAAACUGGCCAUAAAUGAAAAUAAGACAUGUGCAAUAGUGUCAAAUAAUUUCAUUGUGGUAGCGGAAAUCUGUUUGUUGUGGGAGAUUUUCAAAGGAACAAAUGGGAGAGUUAGGCUUAACUGUCCUGUAUGCCUUUGAAAAUCUUCCCUAUUAUUAUUAUUGUCGGUUUUUAUUAUUUAUAUUGUGGUAGCAUGUAGAGGCCUUAGCCAGGUCAGGGCCCCAUUGUACUGGGCACUGUACAUAGUAAAUAGCAGUCAGCCCAAAGAGUAUACAAUCUAAAAGACAGGGUGUGAAGUGGAUGAAACAAGUGUAUACGAGGGCAUGGUAACAAAAAUAGGCUAUUUUAGCACAGACUUGCUGCGUGCACAGCUGAUAGCCAAUGAAUUCCGAUAAUCUCUACCACAGCCUGCCUAACCAUCAGAUGGCAGUUUUCUGUAUACGUAGAGCAGAGGGAAGAUAGUCUCACUUCUUAAUAGAUUAUUCUUCAAAAUAUUAUAGUGCAUAUGGAGCGCACAUUUAGUUUUCUUGUGUCUUGGAAUUUUCUUUGUCAGUUAUCCAUCUUCUUGUAUUCUGCCCUGUUAUAAAACACCCAUGAUUACCUUUUCAGUGAUAUUUUUUGAAAGUAGCCGUGAAUCCUGUUACAGGAGCUUUAGUCCGUCAUUACUUGAAAGAUCAGUAAAUACACCAAAUUAUUACAGCUAAAAAAGAAAGUUUUCUAAUCUUUAGGGAACAACAGUUGUGCGGAAUAACCACCUGUUCCUCUCACAGUCGGUACUAACAUUUAGCAAUCUUCCUUUUGUUUUAAAUGUUACAGCACCAAGAUUCUAGGAAAUGAAGAAAACAAGCAGUCAAUGCAAUUGAAAUGUUCAGAAAAUUUGAAGCAUCCUAACAUGGUGUGGGAAGUGAAGACGAAUCAAAUGCCUAAUGCAGUACAGAAACUCCUGUUUGUAGUGGACAAGAGAACUUCAGGGAUGAGUGAGUCAUUGGAGUUACUGAAAUGUAAUGAGAACCUGCCAUCUUCUCCUGGAUAUGCAUCCUGUGAUGAGCACAUGGAGCUUGAUGAUCUUCCUGAACUACAGGCUGUUCAGACCGAUUCUACCCCAACUGCGCUCUUUCAGCUUGGUACAGAUGUUUCACAUCAAGAAUAUUCAGGGCCUUCAUGGAACCAGCAUACCUCAAAUAACAAUUCAGAAAGUGCUUAUUCUUGUGAGAAUGGGGUGAACUGGUUGACAGAACUGGCAAACAUAGCCACUAGUCCACAGAGUCCUCUCAUGCAGUGUUCUUUUUAUAAUAGAUCAUCUCCUGUUCAUAUAAUAGCAACAAGCAAAAGUUUACAUUCCUAUGCACGUCCUCCACCAGGAUCCUCAAAGAGUGAUUCUAGCUUCUCUAAGCAUCACUUAGAUGAAACACCAGUCAGACAUGAAAGGGCAAGUAGUGAAUCAGAGUCUGGUAUUUUCUGCAUGUCGUCGCUUUCAGAUGACGAUGAUCUAGGAUGGUGCCACUCUUGGCCCUCAACUGUUUGGCACUGUUUUUUAAAAGGCACACGUUUAUGUUUUCACAAAGGACACAACAAAGACUGGCAGACAGUUGAACAUUUUGUUACAGCUGAAGGCUGUGAAAAAGAGGACGAUCUCCUAAUGGGAACUUACAAGGACUAUGGUUCUGAUGGUUUGAAGUUGAUAUCUCACGAAGAAAGUAUUUCAUUUGGUGAGUCAGUAUUGAAGUUGACAUUUGAUCCUGGUACAGUGGAAGAUGGCUUACUCACCGUAGAGUGCAGAUUGGAUCACCCAUUUUAUGUUAAAAAUAAAGGUUGGUCGUCUUUCUAUCCAAGCUUGACUGUGGUUCAGCAUGGCAUUCCAUGCUGUGAAAUGCAUAUUGGAGAUCUGUGUCUACCUCCAGGACACCCCGAUGCCAUUAACUUUGAUGAUUCAGGUGUUUUUGAUACGUUUAAAAGUUAUGAUUUUACACCAAUGGAUUCUUCUGCGGUUUAUGUAUUAAGCAGCAUGGCUCGUCAGCGUCGCGCUUCUUUAUCUUGUGGAGGAUCGGGCAGUCAAGACUUUGAGAGAUCAGAAUGCAGUAAAAACUGUGUGCCUGAUGGAUCAUCACAGCUUUCCUCCAGUUCUUUGUGUAGUAAAGCUGGCAAAAGCCACAGCUCAGGGACUGCAAGUACUAUGAGUGCCACUUCUCCUAACAAAUGCAAAAGACCAAUGAAUGCCUUCAUGCUUUUUGCCAAAAAGUACAGAGUCGAAUAUACUCAGAUGUAUCCAGGGAAAGAUAACAGAGCCAUAAGUGUGAUACUUGGUGACAGGUGGAAGAAAAUGAAAAAUGAAGAAAGACGGAUGUACACGCUAGAAGCCAAGGCUUUGGCUGAAGAACAAAAACGUUUAAAUCCUGACUGUUGGAAACGGAAACGAACAAAUUCAGGCUCACAACAACAUUAAAUCAGAAUUUUACUGUUAACUAUAUUUACAAAACGGCUGACACUUGAUGGAGAGAUUUAUGAAGAUCAAGGUCUUACCAUUUGUUGUGAAUUUGUGAGACCACAAAAUGCUGGCAUUAUCAAGUCAGAAAAUGAUUUAACAUGAGUGAGGAUUUGCUUUUUACAAUAGAGCAUUCAGUAACCUAAAACUAUCAACAUUUUAAACCAAAUUGCCUUAUUUUUCUUCCAAACUUCAUAUAUGUCUAUCAGGUAAUAUAGGCUUGAAAAUGGAUAUCCUGUGGUGCUAAGUAAAUUAGGAAAAAGAAGAGGAGGUGUGUAUAAAUGUGUUUUUUUUAAAUGUACAAAAAGGGGAAUUUUAAAAUAUGUAACAGCUGUUUAUACAUUGAUUUCUAUUGCUGAUUAAUAUGUAUUGCACAAGCCAUAUAAUUUGAUUCUGGGAGCUGGGAUUUCCUGAAAUGGCAAAAAGCAUUAGUACCAACCUGUGAACUCCCAGUCUGCCCCAUGCCAACAAGCUACCAGAUUGUGGUAAGUGGACAGUGUAGUGUACCGUAGCAAGAGAGUUGCCUAGUGGGGUGCCACAUGUAAAAUUUAUAUCCAGGGUGUGAUGUUUUUGCACCAGCUGACAAUACUGUGAGCUAUUAUUUCCAAUGGAAAUAAUGGCUUGGGUCAGGAUGAAAUGAAUUAAUAGCAUUGCAUUAUCUCAAGAAAAUAUUGCAAAUGAUAAUUGUCACCAUUGUACUUCUAACUUUGUGUUUUGUCUCCUCUGCCACAUAUUCUAUGAUUAUAUUUUAUUUUGCCAUAAUAUAUGUUUAUGGUGGGGGCAAACUUUGCACUUACAUAGGUGCAACACUUGCACUUUACUUUUUUCCUCCAACUGUCUAAAAUCAGACCAGAUACAUUAGAAUUACAGCUGCUUUUGCUGUAAACUUUUACAAUCAUGGCUUUCAUGUUACUAAACACGCAGUGUGUUUCUUUUUCAAGAAUCACAACUGUAAAUUAAUUGUUCAUGACAUGUCUACAGGAUGUUGCCCCUAAGAUUUUUGCACACUAUAUUCUUGUAUAUUAUUUCAAAUAAAUUUGUAAAACUUC
Messenger RNA from Caretta caretta (loggerhead turtle), 4132 nucleotides. It is a transcript of the gene HBP1, whose product is annotated as HMG-box transcription factor 1. Gene Ontology annotation, cellular component: nucleus. Lineage: Eukaryota; Metazoa; Chordata; Testudines; Cheloniidae. Gene Ontology annotation, biological process: regulation of transcription by RNA polymerase II. Gene Ontology annotation, molecular function: RNA binding; DNA-binding transcription factor activity, RNA polymerase II-specific; protein binding. The record is from RefSeq and is a predicted model, not a curated record.